Aspergillus fumigatus Af293 is the source of this 597-nucleotide messenger RNA. Its product is annotated as oxidase ustYa family protein. Lineage: Eukaryota; Fungi; Ascomycota; Eurotiomycetes; Eurotiales; Aspergillaceae. Gene Ontology annotation, biological process: mycotoxin biosynthetic process. Bases 1 to 597 code for a protein of 198 amino acids. The transcript is spliced from 2 exons. The record is from RefSeq and is a predicted model, not a curated record.
AUGGGCCUAGCUCCUGCUCAAGACGCCAUUAGAUACAAGAACGUCGUCUUCAACUCCGGCUGGGGAGACCAGAAGUCUAUCUACAUGGGUCCGCCAUCGGAAGAGAACAAUCAGGCGUGGGAUGAUCUUCAUGUUGCGCCGGCGAUGGUCAAGAUUCCUGCGAGCGAUGCAGCAAAAUUGGUUAAUAAGACCAUCCCAAUUCCCAAUGCGUCUGGGUACAACUCGGGAUACUAUUUGAUUGGUCUCGAUGUUUUUCAUCAGUUACACUGUUUGGUAUUCUUCCUUGGUCCGCUGGUGAAUUGGAUCCGACGUGCGCAGGAUAUGCUCCGCAAAGUACUCUGGGGAGUUGAUAUGCAUGACCCCAAUGAAGAGGAAGCCAUGCAUCACCUUGACCACUGUAUCGAGAUGAUUCGUCAAAGCCUGACGUGUUCGGCCGAUAUCACCGUCGAUGUGUGGGCGUGGAAUGAACAAAAACAAAUGGUCACUGUGAGGGCGGAUAAUAUGCACACUUGUCGGGACUUUGAGGCCAUUCGGCAGUGGGCGCUCGAAAGACCAGCAGGCGAAUUCGAUCGAACGAUACAUAUGGUGGCUUCUUGA